Messenger RNA from Stylonychia lemnae, 1029 nucleotides. Lineage: Eukaryota; Ciliophora; Spirotrichea; Sporadotrichida; Oxytrichidae. The record is from the annotation of a GenBank genome assembly.
AUGAGAACUUAUGAGCGAUAGAAAUCCUCUGGAGUUGUUCAGUCAAUUGAGAGAUUAGAGAUUAAUGAAAUUCUAUUAAAUAAAUCUCCUACUUCGAGACUACAAAGUGUUUAACCUCAUCUGAACACCGAAGCAAGGAGAUUAUCAAAAGAUAUGACACCAGUUAAAAGAAACAAUAGCUUGAGUGAUCCAAUAAUGAUAGCUAUAAAGUAAUAAAAUGCAAUGGAAGAAAAUAAUCAGCAGCUGAUCAGAUAUAGGAGACAUGAGAAGCAUUGGAGGAAGCUAUGUUUCAUAUUAAUGCCUCUAAAUUUCCUUAAUAUCCUUUCACUCAACAUUGUAGCCAUGUAUUCACCAAGAUAGAAUAUAGAUGGAUUUAAUGUACCAGAAGUUAUACUCAAUAUAUUUCUGAUAUUCUUUGGCACUUACUCUAUUAUAAAGAGUGUAAAGACAGUAAUGUUGUUCUCUUGCAUCUUAUAUUUUGCAUUUGGGAUAAUGUAUGCUUAUCAAGAAGUUUUGAUGGAAAUGAGAUAAGUGAUAUCUAUUAGAAAUGUUACUGAAAUCAUGCAACUAAAUCCUCCACUUACCAUGAACCAAUUAGUCUUAAAAUAUGUGAUUAAGUAUUUUAGAAUUUUUGGCACUCUUUGCAUCAUUGCUAAUGGGCUAGCACUAUAUGCUAUUAGAAGAGUUAAGAUAAUUAGAGCCAUUGGUAAUUUGAAAAAUGAAUAGUUCAAAGUAGUAUACAGAAGAGUCAAUAGUUUUAAGUUAAGUUAUAAGGCCAAUGAUUAAGAUAUAUUUGAAGAAGAUAGCUUUAUCACAGAUGAGAAUGAGACAGAUGAUUUAUAAAAGAAAAAUAAGGAUCACAAUGAAGAUCUUGUUGAUAGCAGCAUAAACAAGGAUUCAUCAAAUGAUUCUAAUGAUGAACCAAGAAUAGUUUUGAAAAUUAAAUCUGAUGGGAGAUACAGGAAAAGGGUGUCAUCAUCAAUAAAUCUAAAUGACAAAGAAGACGAUGAUUAAAAAUAAAUUUUUUGA